AUGACAAACCCCGACAGAAACUACCUUCUUGGGGCCACAGAAGCAUUCUCCGAAUUCGCCACAAAUAUCACAUAUGAAUCCAUUCCCAUACAGUUUAUCCAAAGCCUCAAAUUAUUCCUCCUUGAUUAUAUCGGCGUCGCCGCCUACGGAGCAGCUAGCGCAGAAUCAUCCGCCCCCUUUUCCCACGCCAUUGAAGUAUUAAAUGGACACCAGUAUGGUUCUUCCACAGUCAUCACCAAAGGAAGCCAAUACCAGCCACAUUACGCAGCUCUUCUCAACGGCGCUUUUGCACAUUCCCUCGACUUUGACGACACGUAUGCAGCAGGAGCGCUUCAUCCAGGCGUAUCUACCAUCUCUGCUGCGCUUACGGAAGGGAGCGCUAUCUCCGGAAAGCACUUCCUAUCCGCUAUUGCAGUUGGCUAUGAAAUCACGUGUCGAAUCGGUCGAGCUCUGGGACCAGGCAGUUAUGCUCGGGGGUUUCAUAACACCAGCGUGGCAGGCAUUUUCGGCGCAGUCGCAGCAGUAGGUCACCUCCGUGGCCUGGAGGCAGCCAUCAUCACAAGUGCCUUUGGAAUAGCGGGCUCUAAAGCAGCGGGAUCGAUGCAGUUUUUUGAGAACGGAUCCUGGAAUAAACGCCUACACCCUGGCUUUGCUGCUCAUGAUGCACUGAUGGCGUUGGCUUUUGGCAUGUCGGGAGUCCAUGCCUCAGUAGAGCCGAUCGAGGGCCGUAAUGGAGUGCUGCAUAGUUACAGUGAGAGCGCAGUCGUGGGAAGCCUGGCGACAGAUUUGGGAAGUGAGUGGGUUGCGCAGGCCACAGCUAUUAAACCGUAUCCUGGAUGUCGAGCUACUCAUGGAACAAUCGAUCUUGCGCUUCAGAUGAGGAACGAAAACGACAAGGCUCGUCGAGGAGUCCAGAAAAUCACACUUGCUAUGGCUCCGACUGCUUUUCAGUUGGUUGGCAGACCGGAUGCCAACAAAAUACAUCCGAAGAACAUUGUUGACGCACAGUUCAGUGCAUAUUACCAGCUGGCGGUCAAUUGGUUAGAUGGCGCUACUGGCUGGGCCAUCUAUGAUCGGUUACAUGAUAGGGACGUCUACGAUCUUUCUGGACGGAUUUCCAUCCAGACUGACCCAUCUAUGAAAACACUUGCUACAAGAUGCUGUGUGGUGUGGGCAGAUGGGACCGCGACCACUAACGAGAUUGUCGACCCGAUUGGUGAACCGUCGAAUCCAAUGACGAUAGAGAAAGUAGAAGAGAAAUUUCUAUCGUUAGCAGUUCCUGUUUAUGGAGAUGGGAAAGCAAAAAGAAUUCAAGAUUUGGUGCUACGCAUUGAAGAGCAGGCUGAUCUUGGAGAACUUUUGGAGUUGAUCAGGGGUAACGAGGUGUAA
Molecule: messenger RNA, 1389 nt
Organism: Venustampulla echinocandica
Lineage: Eukaryota; Fungi; Ascomycota; Leotiomycetes; Helotiales; Pleuroascaceae
Exons: 1
Coding region: 1-1389 (462 amino acids)
Molecular function (GO): lyase activity
Source: RefSeq, a predicted model, not a curated record